AUGACUUAUACUUGGUCAUUGUGCUUUGCUAUCAUCACCUUGGCACUUGGAACCACACUCUUUGGGUUCUCUAUCGCUGAACUCAACGCGCCUGAAAAUGCUAUUAGGCGCAGUCUUGGCCUCAAUGACGCUCAAUUGGGUGUCGCAAGUUCUGUCUUCGCGCUUGGCGGGCUCUUUGGAGCCCUACUUGCCUCUCAGACCUUGCAGCACAUCGGUCCCAAAAAAACUGUUUUCGUAACUUCGCUCCUCUACUUCGUUGGAGGGCUUGUAAAGGCUGUCGCCCAGGAUGUCACUCUCUUGGUUGUCGGAAGAUUGAUCUCCGGAGUUGCGGCAGGAGCCGUUACUGUUGCUGUUCCCCUUUUUAUCAACGAAUUGGCCCCACCAGGAUCGAAAGGGAGGCUUGGAGCGACUACACAGGUCACUAUCAACGUCGGGAUUUUGCUCACCCAGAUUUUGGGCGCAUGGUGCAACACGGAACAUACAUGGAGAAUUGUGAUGAUCGCCGGGUCUGCCUUGGGAGCAUUGCAAGCAGUAAUGCUUAUCGGUGUUACCGAAUCCCCGGAAACUUUCUACAAGAACGGAGACAAGGAACUUGCGAAAAAAACUUUGAUUUCCUUGAGAGGUACUGAAAACGUUAGUGAAGAGUUCGAUACCUUUGGACCUAGCGAAGCAACUGGCAAUGAGCAAGCAUCAGAGAAUGACCCGUUACUCGAGGGAACACCCGCAAAAGCCGAUAAUACCGAAACGGGGCUCUUUGAUUUUGUCACAAAAAAGCAACACAGAGUUUCAUUCGCCCUAGUUGUUAUGAUCAUGAUUACGCAGCAGUUCACCGGUAUCAACGCUGUGGUUAUGUAUGGAGUUGCGAUCUUGAGCAACAUGCUCCCACAAUAUGCAGGAGGUCUCAACGCAGCGAUUUCAGGAAUCAAUCUGAUAAUCACGAUUAGUGCCUCUACGUUGUUUGACGUGGUUUCUCAUCGCUCCCUGCUUCUAACGUCGAUCAUUGGUAUGACAAUUUUCGCGCUUACCCUCGCCUGCGGUAUGAUGUACAAUUUCCCUGUUUUGUCAGCUGUGGGGGUCUUCUUCUUUGUCGGUUCCUUCAGUAUCGGGCUCGGUCCACUACCUUGGAUGGUAGCUGCGAACAACGUUCCCAGGAACUCGAUCGGAGCAGCACAAUCAAUCGCUCUUGUUGCAAAUUGGGUUGGCACCGCGGUAGUCAGCUUCGCUGUACCUGUGGCUGCUGCUAGUAUGGGCAUGGACAUGGUAUUCUUCGGCUUUGCUGGGCUUGGCGCGCUCUUCUUCGUUUGGGGAUUUUUCUUCCUUCCUUGCAACUAG
Morchella sextelata is the source of this 1332-nucleotide messenger RNA. RefSeq lists its product as uncharacterized. The transcript is spliced from 7 exons. Gene Ontology annotation, cellular component: membrane. Lineage: Eukaryota; Fungi; Ascomycota; Pezizomycetes; Pezizales; Morchellaceae. Gene Ontology annotation, biological process: monosaccharide transmembrane transport. Gene Ontology annotation, molecular function: hexose transmembrane transporter activity. Bases 1 to 1332 code for a protein of 443 amino acids. The record is from RefSeq and is a predicted model, not a curated record.